Monosiga brevicollis MX1 is the source of this 1593-nucleotide messenger RNA. RefSeq lists its product as uncharacterized. The transcript has 5 exons. NCBI's taxonomy places the organism in Eukaryota, Choanoflagellata, Craspedida, Salpingoecidae. Bases 1 to 1593 code for a protein of 530 amino acids. The record is from RefSeq and is a predicted model, not a curated record.
AUGCACUCGCUUCUCGGUGGCCGCCGCAAAAACGGCAACGUGAAAACCCGCGUCAAGGAGUUGAAGCAGACCAUCAGCACUUUCCCCAUUCAUUCACCAUCCGCCUCUCCAGAUGCCCAAACCAUGCUGACCAAGAGUGGUCACAGCUCGAACACGAGCCUUCCCAGCAUGACCGAGUUCACACGCGAAGAGCUGCUGGCCAAGUGCGCCGAAUGCGCCCAGCUACAACAGGACAUUCAAGCUCAAACUGCGCUUUUUUUGACUGUCAGUCCCACUCCAUACAAAGAGCUCCAACUGCAUCACCCUUGCUUCAUAGCUCCAACACCCAUCACUCUUGCUCCAUGUUCUAAACGGCGUGUGUGCGUGCUUAAACUAGCCGAGGAUGACGUGCGAGAGGCCGAUUUGCUGCGCCAACGCCAGGGGAUCGACGAGCAACUCUCGGCUAUUUGUGAGCAGAUUUCCCGCCUGCAAGCGCAGAAAGCGGCCUUGGUGCAACAGGGUGAACAACUUGAUCGGGACAAGACUGCUGUGGAGCGGAAUCGACAAGCAAGUACAGAUGAGCUUCAAUCCUGCCGUAAUCGCUACGAAGGUGCCAGCCGCCGUCUACACAUUGCGCAACGUCAGCUUGCAGAGCUGCCCGCCCCCAAGGUCGUCGCGCCCCCCUCGCUGGCACCCAUCUCAGCAUUGGCUCACUCCAGCCCCGGCAGCCCAACUGGAUCACGCGCCACACAAAGCCAGCCACCGCCCACCGCAAGAACGGCAAGCCGGCAUCCACGUGCCAGUUCCGGUCCUCCCAGUUGUUCACCAUCACGCCGCGAGUCGCUGAUGGCCAGCAAGCGUGGCUCCUAUGAGACUGCCUGCACGCCGCUGGGGUUGGACUCGCGUCGCGGCUCACACGACGCCCAACCAAAGCCACCGGUUGAUGCUCGCCGUAUUGGUGCGCCAGUGCUAUUGGAUUCGGAGGAUGAAGAAGACCAAGAGGAUGCGCACGGUGCCCAGGUGGCGUUGUCGUCGCAGACGGGUCCAUCGGCGCACUCUCCCGCCAUGGCUUCACACAUGCGCGAUGCCAAUGCCUCGGCAUCCGACGAGGAAGACGACGGUGAGGUCGAGGAUGAAUAUGAAGAGUUGGAUGACAUUGCCAUGCAAGCUGGGGCCGCAGAUGAAUACGUGCAUACAGACGACGAGCUAGAUCCAGCCUAUGAUGGUACCCAGGCUGCCUCCGAGUGCCUCUCGGCCAGUGCUUUUAUUGACGGCUUGUACGACAAUGCUGAAUCCGAUCAGGAAGAAGUUGAGGGAGCGGGCCCCUCUUCCGAGGCACCGUGCAGCCCGUGUCCCGUCGAUUCUGGUCGCUUGGAGGCACGGCAGAUACACGUGGGGUCCCACAAGAGCGAUAGCAAGGUUCCUUUACCCGCGGCUCGUGGCAGCUUUGCCAACCUGGCCACGCUGCGAGCAUCCGCCGAACAGCUCGACGUGAGCGCACUUGAAUUUGCACGCCAAGCCUCAGCACACAUGCUUGCAACCGACGACGCCGAUCAAGACGAGACUCAAACAUAUCCUCCCAUUGGGUUCCAGACACGGGGUGUGCUCUGCUAA